UUUAGAUUCAAACAUGGCAGCGGCGACGAGUGUUGUUAUGCUUGACAGGGGAAAUAAUACGACGUGCACCAUAAAUUUACACGGUGCAACAGUCGUUUCGUGGCGUGUGAAUAAUCAAGAACAGCUGUUCGUGAGUAAACAAGCCAUAUUUGAUGGGAAGAAACCAAUCAGAGGUGGCAUUCCUUUUGUAUUUCCUCAGUUUGGACAGUGGACCUUCGGCCCCCAGCAUGGGUUUGCACGUAUUGUUCGGUGGAAUUUAGAAAAGGCACCAGAAAGGCUGCCAAGUGGAGAUGUGGAAGCCAUCUUCUCCAUUAUGGACAGUGAAUUCACUCGGUCUAUGUGGAACUACCCAUUUCGCCUCACAUACAGACUGAUACUACGAGAAAAGGAGCUACAUUUCAAUAUAGGCAUAUACAAUCCUAGCAAAGACCUUACAUUCAGUUUCAAUUUACUGCUUCAUACUUAUUUUAAAGUUCCUGAUGUACGACGUUGCCAGAUUACGGGGUUACAUGGCUGCACAUUCAUUGAUAAGACACGCGACGGUGCCAUUUUCCAAGAAGGCCGUGAUGUUGUAACUAUUUCAGAAUGGACUGAUCGCAUAUACCAGAACACUCCUCAAGAACAUAUAAUAACCAAUGUAGUUUCGGGACGUAAAAUGAGAAUCCAGAAAUAUAAUUUCCCUGACACAGUUGUGUGGAAUCCAUGGAUUGAGAAGGCCAAAGAAAUAACAGAUUUUGGAGAUGAUGAGUUUCCUAACAUGGUGUGUGUAGAAUCUGGCCAUGUUUCCAGUCCUGUAAUCCUUUUGCCAGGAACUGCAUUUGAAGCAAGUCAGAUUUUGCAGGUGAUGUGAGUGGAGGGCGGGGCUGCAGGUGGUACUGGAGGACGACGGGGUUCAUCAAGCCGUUCUAGCCACCAUGUGCAGCAGCAACAGCAGCAGCAGCAACAACAGCAGCAGCAACAGCAGCAGCAAUUGCAGCUUCCCCACCUGCAACAUCAGCAGCAACAGCAGCAGAUCCAUCACCACCAUCACCCCCACCACCA
This is a messenger RNA of Schistocerca piceifrons (Central American locust), 1041 nucleotides long. Its product is annotated as glucose-6-phosphate 1-epimerase. Gene Ontology annotation, biological process: carbohydrate metabolic process. Lineage: Eukaryota; Metazoa; Arthropoda; Insecta; Orthoptera; Acrididae. Gene Ontology annotation, molecular function: carbohydrate binding; isomerase activity. The transcript has 8 exons. Bases 14 to 850 code for a protein of 278 amino acids. The record is from RefSeq and is a predicted model, not a curated record.